AUGGAUUUCAGAAUAUUAAUACUUCUCCUCUCCUUAAUUUUAGAUGGCUGCCAUGGUUGUUCCUAUCCACGCUUUAUUCAGAAUGUGACAUGGAAAGACACUACUAAAGGUCGUGUGGUGUAUGGAGAUACCAAGAUGACUGGUUGGGCUUUUGUCGCCUUUAACCAGAUGAUCGCGGACUGGGAGUGUUACAUGAAAGACGAACAUUUCAUUGUGUCAAGAUCGACUAAAACAAUUAAAGUGUUUGGAGCUGAAGUUCAUGCAUAUCUUUGCCAGAAGCUGAGUCGAAUUGAUGAAAAUGCUAUUUACUAUUACGCCAUGACAGAUAAAGAAGAGAAUGCUGAGAAAGAAAGAGUACAUGUAACCGCGGCCCUGAUACAAGACGUCUGCACUGUCUGUAACCCGAAGUCUUCUCCAGCAGACGAGGAGUUCCGAGUUCUUGUCAGAGAUGGUACUGAAGUUGACCCGUCUUUAUUAGAGGCGCCAGUUGUUGGAUGUAAUCCGUGUGUUCUUCAGUGUGAUAUACCAGGCUCUCCACCUGUACCUACCACCACAACAAUUAAACCUACAGGAAAAAUGGUUUUUAAAAUCAAAAACAAAAAGCCGUCCGUAAAACCUUCUGAUAAAAACUCAAUACAGAAGAAAUCUAAUGCUGGACUUGUCGUUGGAAUUGUUAUUGCGGUGUUAGUCCUUGUGUCUAUGGGUGUAGGAGCUGCGGUCUGGUACUUCCGAUUUAGAAAAUAA
Molecule: messenger RNA, 744 nt
Organism: Saccostrea cuccullata (small rock oyster)
Lineage: Eukaryota; Metazoa; Mollusca; Bivalvia; Ostreida; Ostreidae
Exons: 5
Coding region: 1-744 (247 amino acids)
Source: RefSeq, a predicted model, not a curated record